GAUAAAAGGGAGACUGAAACAUGAUCACGCUCUGUAUUUUGCAGAGAGAUUAAUGGGAGAACUGUCCGCUAAUGCUGUCAGCCACCAUCCGAGCCCAGCUCUGCUCCUAACAGGCUGCUGACAGAUAUCUGAGCAGCAGGUCAAGCCUGAGUUGGUGUGAAGGUUCAAGAUUCCACAAGUAUUGGUUCAUGAACUGGGCUGUGUGUGACAGAGCUGGGGCCUGCAAUGAGAAGUAUAAAACAGGAGACUGGGUUGACAGUCCGUCAGUCCAAACAAGGUGGAACAGCUGUGAAGAGCAGUAAACCACAGACAGGACCCUGCUUGACCCUGAGUGUUUCUUCCAUCUCCCUUCAGUGGAAACCCAGUUGCUGCUGCCACCAUGAGCCGCAGCCCAGAGAGGAUCUCAUCCUACCGCCGUCACUUUGUGGACAGCAGCAGCUCGUCCUACCAGGUCAGGGUGUCCAGCCCAUCCCCCACCAGGAGAGAUGUCCGUCAUGCAUCCGCUGGCUACCCCUGCAGACCCGGGGCCGGCAGCAUGCGUGUGGAGUCUGCUGGACGAAGGACCGUCUCAGCUGCCCGCAAGACUCGCAUGGUUGGAGCUGGUGUAAGUGCUGGAGCUAUGGUCUGUGUUGGGCCGAGUGGAGAACCUGCUAUAGAUCUGGAUGUUGCUGCAGCUGAGAACCAAGAAUUCCUCAGCACCCGCACAAGUGAGAGGCAGGAAAUGAUCGUCCUCAAUGACAGACUGGCUGUUUACAUUGACAAGGUCAGAUCACUUGAGCAGCAGAACAAGCUAUUGGAAGCAGAGAUUGAGGCCUACCAGAACCGCUUUGAGAAGCCAUCAGGUCUGCGCCUCUUAUAUGAGGAACAGUUGAGGGAGCUGAACAAGAUCGCCGACCAGAUGAGAGCUCAACGGGACAUUGCCUUGGCUGCUAAGGGUUCCACAGCUGCUCAACUAGAGGCAAUCAAAAUCAAAUAUGAGGAGGCAGUGGAGCUGAGGAGGAAAGCUGAGUUAGAAAUUGAAGCCUUCCGUCCAGAUGUUGACAAAGCCACCUCCUCCCGCAUUAUCUUGGAAAAGAAGCUGGAGCAGCUGGAAGUUGAAAUUGAAUUCCUAAAACGGGUCCAUCAACAGGAAAUUGAGGAGCUCAUGAAACAGAUUUAUGCAGCUCACGCCACAGCUCACAGUGCCUUCACCAUACCUGAUCUUGCAGCUGCUUUGAAACAAAUCCAAAACCAGUAUGACGACAUUGCAGCCAAAAACCUCCAGGAGAUGGAUUCAUGGUAUAAAAAUAAAUUUGAAGAUCUAACCAAUAAGACAUCAAAGCACGUGGACAGAGUUCGAAACAUUAGAGAAGAAAUAGCGGGCGCCAAAAAGGAUAUCCAAAGCAAAGAACGUGACUUGGAUAAUCUGAGGACCAGGAAUGAAGCUCUUGAAGCCCAGAUCCGAGAGAUGCAAGAAAAGUACAAGAAGGAGCUGGAAGACCUGCAGGCCCGGAUUGAGGCCCUGCAGCUUGAGUUGAAAUCCACCAAGGAGAGAAUUGCACUGCUCCUGCGUGAGUACCAGGACCUCCUGAAUCUCAAGAUGUCUCUGGAGAUUGAGAUUACAACAUACAGAAAACUUAUUGAAGGAGAAGACCUGCGGCUCUCUGGCAUGAUGCAAACGCUGUCUCUGACCGGCUGUAAUUUGAGUGCCAUUGAGGGGGGAAUGAGCUUCGGUGGAGGAGGUGCGGGUGGUGUUGGUGGAAUGGGUGGUGGAUCAAUUGGUGGUACUGCUGGAGGUAUUGGAGGCAUGGGGAGUGGAGUAGGAAUCGGUGCAGGAGGCAUGGGCACUGGUCUAGGCAGUGGAGGAAUGGGUGGAAGAAUGGGUGCUGGAGGUCCAGAUGAUAAGAUGGGUCCUGCUGGUAGGGCAGGUGGGGCAGACCUGGGUGCUGGAGGUGUAGGUGCUGCAGGUUUGGGCACUGGGACUGGAGGAGUGGGUGCUGCAGGUUUGGGAGCUGCAGGUUUGGGCACUGGGACUGGAGGACUGGGUGCUGGAGGUUUGGGCACUGGGACUGGAGGAGUGGGUGUUGGAGGUGUGGGCACUGGGACUGGAGGAGUGGGUGCUGGAGGUGUGGGCACUGGUGCUGGAGGUCUGGGCACUGGUGCUGGAGGCAAGGCUGACAGCAGUGUGGGUGGAGUAGGUGGUGGAACUGCAGGUUCAGAUGGCACUGGCAUUGGUUUAAGUGGGGGACACAGCGGGUCUGGUGCAGGGACAGGUAAUGAAAUUAGCGGAGGCUUAGAUGGAGGAAAAGAUCAUGGAAUGGGUCCUGCUGGAUUGCGGGGCGGAAUUGGAGGCAGUGGAGGGACUGAGGGUGUAGGUGGAGGUGAUGAAGGUGUGCUGUCAGGCGAUAGCGGAAUGGGGAAGAUUGGUGGAGGAACAGGUGACGCCACUGUUGCUGGGAUGGGCUAUGGAUCCAAUGGAUAUGAUGCCAGCGACGAUGCCUACGCAGGGCAGGCUGUGGAGCUGACAGAGAGAAGGACAGUGCUCAUUAGAACGGUCAAAAACGAGGAUGACGUGCUGGAGACAGACCACCAGGAACAAACCUACACCAUCACCGGGGCAGCCGAUGAGACUGACGAUGAAAACUGACCAGCACGAAUUCCCAAGUGACCUCCUUUCGCCCUUAAACCUCCACGCCCCUCUGAGCUUUGCACUGACCAAACCCCAUGUCUGGACACUGACCUUUGGCCUUUGCCCCGGACAAGAAGACCAUGACUGACCCUUUGCUAUAGAGUGAAACCUUAACUUCAUAGGGUUUAAACAUGCUUCACCAGGAACACUUAACAUGGUCUCUAAACUUUUGUGUGCCUUACAACCCCCCAACCCUUUUCUUCUUGCCACAA
Larimichthys crocea (large yellow croaker) is the source of this 2880-nucleotide messenger RNA. RefSeq names its product vimentin. The record is from RefSeq and is a predicted model, not a curated record. The coding region runs from base 380 to 2626 and encodes 748 amino acids. Gene Ontology annotation, biological process: intermediate filament organization. Gene Ontology annotation, molecular function: structural constituent of cytoskeleton. Gene Ontology annotation, cellular component: intermediate filament; cytoplasm. NCBI's taxonomy places the organism in Eukaryota, Metazoa, Chordata, Actinopteri, Sciaenidae. The transcript has 11 exons.